AUGGACACAAUUGUGUCAUCAUCAAAUCAUUCCCCAUUAUUUAGUAAAAAUACCUAUUUAAGAAUAAUAUCGAAUAUUCAAAGUGAAGAAAAAUGUCGAAACAUUCAUGUUACUGUUGAAUUUCAAACUGGUAGUUCACUUCAAACAGAAUUAGUUAUAAAAUUAACUGAUGAUGAUGAUCCAUUUUUUCUUUAUGAACUUCAUAUCAAUGCUGAAGAUUUUAAAAAUUUAAAACAAGAAGAAAAAAUAGUUGUUGAUUUUAAUACUUUUCCCGAACAUGUUAUUGGUUAUUUAAAAUUAUGUAUACGUGAUCAACAUAUCGAUAUAACUCCUGGAAAUGGUUCUCGUUAUCAAUUACAACUUGUUAGUGGUGAACCACAAUUAACAAAUGGACAAGUAUAUCUACGUGUUGUUGAAAUUAGUUCAUUCAAACAUCUUACACAUUUAUCUCUUAUGUUUACAUCGGCAAAUGAUUAUGAAAUUCGAAGUUAUCUUGCUCGAUGUUUACAAUUAAAAAAGACGGAUUAUAAUCAAUUGUAUAAUGAAUAUGAAAAAUUAAAACGAGAACUUGAAUCAACACAAUCGAAUUUAAAAGAAAAAAAUACAAAUUUUGAGAAACUUAAAAUGGAAUGGGAUUCAAAUAAUAGUAGUAUUAUUGGAAAACAUAUGCAAGAAUUAGCAGAAGAAAAAGAAAAAGCAUUACAAGAACGUACAAGUUUACAACAAAAAAUUGAGAAUGAUCGUCGUGAACUUGAACAAACACAUGCACGAAAUGUUCGUGAUAUGCAAGAACGUUUAUCUAAAUUAGAAGAAACAACAAAAGAAUUAACAAGUUUAAAAUAUCGAAAUGAAAUAACUAUCAGUGAACUUAGUUCAAAAUUAACAACAUUAACUGAUGAACAUCAACAAGCUAAAGAUGAAAUAAUAAAAUAUCGAAAAACAAAUACAACACUUGAGAAUGAUAUUCAUCAAUAUGAAAAAACAGUUAAUCAUUUAAGAACUAAAAUUGCACUUGUUGAACAAGAAGUGAAAGGUAAACAAGAAUUUAUUCAACAAACCAAUGAUCGACUUGCAAUGGAACAAGAUUCAAAAAAAAAAUAUGAAGAAACAGUUCAAUUAAAAAUGGAAAAAAUGUCCGAACUUAAACGAGAUUUAGCUAAAGCAAAUGAAAUAAUUAUUCGAUUUGGUGGUGAUUUAAAAAAAUGUCAAAGUGAUUUACAAAAAAAACAACAAGAAUUAAGCAAAAGUGAAGAAAAAAUGAAAACAAAAGAUCAAAUAGCAACAAAACAAGAACGUAUAUUACAAGAAAAAGAACGUGAAUUAGCAGCAAUACAAAAAGAAAAUACUGAUGUAUCGAAUAAAUUAGAGAAAACAAAUGAUUCAUAUAAAAAAUUAACUGAACAACAUAAUGAAGCAAAAGAAUUAUUAAAAAAAAAUGAAGCUCUUAUUAAUUAUCUUAAUCAUAAACUAACUGAAUAUCAAAAUAUUCCAUCACAACAACAACAAGCACGUUUAUUAAAUGGAAAUAUGACAUUAGAUACAUCUUCAACAGCAUCAACAAAUCAUUUUCGUCCAACAUCAUAUUUGUCAAAUUCACAUAGCAAUAGUGAACCACAUUCGAUGAGACAUGUUGCACAAUUUCCAAGUUUACAAACACAUUAUGAACCAAUGAAUAAAUCUCAAGGAACAACAUGGAAUAGUUCAACAACAAAUCAUCAAAUGCCUAUAUCAUCAACAUUGAAUACGUCAACAUCAGGCAGUGUAAGACAUCAUUCAGCAAGUAAUGGUGAUCUGAAAGAUAAUAAUGAGCAGAAUUCAAUGAAUCCACCAGUUAGUUCAAGAAUCGAUCCAAAAUAUUUUCAAUUUAGUUCAACAAUGCCAACAAGCACUCUUCCACUUCGAUCAUCAGUGUCAGCGGGUAAUGUUCAAAACUCUGCACGUACAAAUACAACAACAACUUCAUCAAAUUCGAAUAAAUUAUUAUCAGCUCAACAAAAUCGACCGACUCGCCAACAUUCCGUCAAUACAACCCCACUUGCUUCAGCUUAUUCUUCAGAAAAACAAAUGUAA
Adineta steineri is the source of this 2070-nucleotide messenger RNA. NCBI's taxonomy places the organism in Eukaryota, Metazoa, Rotifera, Eurotatoria, Adinetida, Adinetidae. The record is from the annotation of a GenBank genome assembly.